CACUGAACUCCUUUGACAAACAAUUACAGUGUUUAUUUGGAAAUGUUAAUAAUGCGCCAAGAUACAUGACUUAAAGCCUGUGGGGAUCACCGGGAUUACAAAGGUCCAGAUGCAUUCAAUUGACCCCAUGAACAUCACAGAUGAUCAGAUUAUGUACUGUAGUCCACUAACACAGGCCUAUUAGACAAUAGGAUUUAAUGAGCUGUUCCAUGCCCAGUUUGAUACUUAUCUCCAAGGUGGUGAUUGUUGCUUUGGGAGUUCAUCAUGUACGUACAAGUGUGUAUGGGAUGUGUACUUAAGCUUUAAAUCCCUUCCUCGUUCCUUGAGCAAUCAUGUGUGGGAAGCGAACAAAAGCUUUAAAUCCCACCCUUGAGCCAAUUAAGUUGAGCCUAAGCAAUAUUUAAGUCUCCUAUAAAUGCAGGUUAAUGUCCCAUUGAAAAGAGACUGUCGGAGGACAGCACGAAACAAGUUCCUCGGUUUCAUUUUGAAUUAGAUGGAAAUCGUUUGUAGAUUUCUAAUAAAACCAUUUUAAACUCUUUUUGAAGAGUGCUCCAAAUUUUAUUUUACUUUCCAACAGACAACAAUGAGGGGACAUCGCCAAAUGGAGCUCCCAGAGGACUUCUUUAUUCCCAUCACUCUGGAUACCAACAAUAUCACUUCACUGAGCCCAUUCCUUGUUCCACAGGAUCACUUGGGGCACCUAGGUGUCUUUUAUGCAAUGUCAUUUUUUAUGUUCUUCCUAUUUGUGACUGGAACAGCUAUUAAUGUCCUCACUAUCGCAUGUACUGUUCAAUAUAAGAAACUCCGGUCUCAUCUGAACUACAUCCUGGUGAACUUGGCAGUGGCAAACCUCCUCGUUGCCAGUGUGGGGUCGUCCACCUGCUUCUACUGCUUCGCCUUCAGAUACAUGGCUGUUGGAACAACCGGCUGCAAGAUUGAAGGAUUUACAGCAACCUUGGGGGGUAUGGUGAGUCUGUGGUCUCUGGCUGUGAUAGCGUUUGAGAGAUGGCUUGUUGUCUGUAAGCCACUUGGGAACUUUGCCUUCAAGUCGCACCAUGCUAUAGCUUGCUGUGCAGCGACUUGGGUCUUUGCCUUGAUUGCCUCAACUCCUCCUCUGUUUGGUUGGAGUAGGUAUAUCCCAGAGGGCAUGCAAUGCUCCUGUGGACCAGACUGGUACACAACCAACAACAAGUACAACAAUGAGUCCUAUGUGUAUUUCCUGUUCGGUUUCUGCUUUGCUUUUCCCUUCACUACCAUUGUGUUCUGCUACUCACAGCUGCUCUUAAUGCUGAAAUCGGCGGCAAAGGCCCAAGCUGAGUCUGCCUCCACCCAGAAGGCAGAAAGGGAGGUGACCAGGAUGGUGGUCGUCAUGGUGCUGGGCUUCCUAUUUUGCUGGGCUCCCUACGCCAUUUUUGCACUUUGGGUUGUCAACAACCGCGGCCAGUCGUUUGACCUGAGACUGGCCACCAUACCCUCCUGUAUGUCUAAAGCCUCCACAGUCUACAACCCAAUGAUCUACAUCCUCCUUAACAAACAGUUCCGCACAUGUUUAAAGAAGAUGCUGGGCAUGAACGCAAGCGAUGAUGAGGAGUCAUCAAGUUCAUCAGUCACUGAAGUUUCUAAAGUUGGACCUGCUUAGGUUGUUCACAUUUCAUGCUGCUGACAUAUAUUGUAAAAAGGAUUGAACUGAAGCACAGUAUGGCAGGUGUAAUGAUAUUAUCAUUACAUAUUAAGAGUUAUAUGCAAAUAAAAAUGUUAAAAAAAAAAGAACUAAAUACAUGAUGACAGUGAUUAUUUCUGUCUUUACUAGGCUAUUCAUUUUGAAUGUACACUUCCAAAAUAUAAUCUCUUUUGUAGUCUUGUAUUCUGUCCUGAAAUCUUGUUUUUUGUUCAAGAUGCACAAUGGAGGUCACUUCAAAACCCAUAGUAGUAACUAGUCAAAUAACAAGCGAAUGCUCCAAGUACAUUAGUUUUUGUGAAUGUAUUUGAAAAGUUGCACAAAUUCACUAUUGUCAUAGUAAAGAAAUUGCUCACAA
Molecule: messenger RNA, 2036 nt
Organism: Labrus mixtus (cuckoo wrasse)
Lineage: Eukaryota; Metazoa; Chordata; Actinopteri; Labriformes; Labridae
Gene: opn1sw2
Product: opsin 1 (cone pigments), short-wave-sensitive 2
Exons: 5
Coding region: 584-1639 (351 amino acids)
Biological process (GO): G protein-coupled receptor signaling pathway; visual perception; phototransduction
Cellular component (GO): membrane; photoreceptor outer segment
Molecular function (GO): G protein-coupled receptor activity
Source: RefSeq, a predicted model, not a curated record